CUGUAUUUAGUAAACACCAUUUAAUAUGAGUUGGUUGUGGCUGGAGUUUGUCGACCAAUAUUAUAUUCUGCAGUGUUGACUAUCAGGUGUUCGUCUUACCAAUAUAUCCUCAAAAUAACUACCGCACCAGAAUGAGUAAACAAAAGACUGAAAUAAAGGUGCUCAUUACAUCACAAAUGGGAAAAAAGGAUCAGGGCAAGAAAUGUGACCUCAAAGACACUAUUAAAACUAAGGUGAAAACUUCACAUCACACACCUAACAAGCGGCCACAUGAGAUAGAGAGUGUGCAAAUCUCCCACAAGACUCCUACAAAUGCAUCCAACACAGCAUGUGCAGUAACACCCCGAACACCUGCUGCAGCCACAACAUUAACACCCAGAGCAACCAAAGCACACUUGUCAGAUACUGUAUCCACUACUCCCCGCACACCUGCAACAUACAAAUUACGCACUUCUGACUCUCAGGGUACAACACCCUGUCCUAACCCCUCGCCUGUGCCAUGUUCUGUAAAAAGUAUAACAGCAAGGCUGCAACACACUCCUCUUCAGUCCUCAGUUUCCAAGACUUCUGCAACUAAUACACCAAGACAGUGCCCCACCCCUAAUGUGUCACUACCAAAAAGAUUUCGGCAGGAAGAUGACACUCAGAAAACAGAGUCGAGCCAUAUUAGCCCAUGGGUGCGACCUCCCAAAAAUGCAAAGGAUGUUGAUGGUUGGAAAAAAGAUGAUGAUGGGAGGAGAAAGGAUAACCUUAAUAGAGUUUUGUCCUCUACUACUCUUAAUGUUCCAUCUCCGUUCAGAAGGACCAGGGUUUCCAGCAGUAGACUAUCUGGUGAUUCCAAAACCCCAACUUCAGGAAGAUCUUCAGGAGCUUCAAAGCAUUCAUUUGGCUCUGGUACACAGACCCCAAACAGCAGCUCAAGGAGAUCAAGUGCAAGCCACAGUCGACCCUCCAACCGAUCAUAUCCUCCUUCUGGUGGGCUUGUGAAUUUGACACCAGAAGUUGUGAGCAAUUACCACCCAGUAAAGUUACCCACAAGUCCAGGUAUAGUAAACUGCUAUGGAGGUGCAGAGUCAACAAGUGUGUCUGUCGGAGUGAGAGUGCGUCCACUCAGCUCAAGAGAACAGUCAUCAGCAGAAAUGAGAAGUGUUGUUGAUGUUGUGGGUAACAACAUAAAACUUACCACUGAUAGUGGCACCGUUCAUUGUUUCACCUAUGACCAUUGCUUUUGGUCUCUUGAUGAUAAACACCCCCUUUAUGCCUCUCAGGAAGCUGUGUAUAAUGCCCUGGCACAGCCACUGCUGGAAAAGGCAUAUGAAGGCUACAACACUUGCCUCUUUGCCUAUGGUCAAACUGGUUCUGGGAAGAGUUACACGAUGUUAGGAGAAGAUUCCUACGAUGACUGUGAGACAGAGGUGCCUGCAACUGCCGGCAUUAUCCCUCGCUUUUGUAGGGACCUCCUGAGUCGUGCUGAUUACUUACACUCACAGAACCCACCAGAGGAUCAACUGCCUCAAUGUCGCGCUGAAGUGGAAUUAAGCUACAUUGAGAUCUACAAUGAGCGUAUAUAUGAUUUACUCUCAAGCGGAGGGAGUGGAUCUGAUCGUCGAGAGGCUUUGAGAGUGAGGGAACACCCAAAAGAUGGUCCUUAUGUGGAGGGUGUUGCUCAUCAUUUGGUAUCAUCAUAUGACCACCUACAGACAUGGCUUAUGCUAGGAAAUAAAGAGCGCUCCAUCGCUGCCACUGGGGUGAAUGACAAAUCUUCUCGCUCUCACGCUGUCUUCACCAUCAAACUCACUCAGAUGCAGGUGGAAGAUGUUGAAGGUGAGCACUUGGAGAGUAGCAAGGUGAGCAUCAUAAAUCUGGUGGACCUGGCAGGGAGUGAACGUGUGGCAGCUGCACAGUCACAGGGAGACAGACUCAAGGAAGGGGUUUGCAUAAACAAAUCACUUUUAACCCUCGGGAAGGUGAUCACAGCCCUUGCAGAGAGUGAAGGACGACGAAGGCCAUUCAUUCCUUACAGGGAGUCAGUACUGACAUAUUUAUUAAAGGAGUCUCUGGGAGGUAACUCUCGGACUGCAAUGAUUGCCACAGUCUCCCCUUGUAAUGUUUAUUUGGAGGAAACUCUGUCAACCCUUCGCUAUGCACAGCAAGCUCGUAUGAUAGUUAACCACAACUACAUCAAUGAAGAUCCCACAGCUAUGAUUAUCAGAUCUUUGAAAGAGGAGGUAGAACGCCUUCGCCUCCAGCAUAUAAGACGGAGCCCUUCUUUGCUGUUUGAAGGAGAAUCUAUGGAAGAUGAAGAAGUUGUUCAUGAGGAGGAUGGAAUAGAGAAAGAAAAGGCUCUCAUGGAGAGAGAAAAUGCCAUCAUUCAAAAAGAAGAGGAGAAGAACCAGGCAAUCAAAGAAAAGGAAGAAGAAAUAGCUAUACUGCAAGAAAAACUGCGGUGCCAGCAGCUGCAGUGCAAACAGCUUCUUAUCCAAAAUAAUAGAAGUCUGGAGAGGCGCCUCACAGAAGCAGAAGCUCAGCGGCAACAAGCCUUGGAAAGCCUUCGUCGCCUUGGUAUUGCAAAUGAGAAGGAGACAGGUCCCGUACUUAUCAAUUUGAGUGAAGAUCCACAACUUUCUGAGACACUGUCAUAUAGACUUAAGAAUGGAACCACUACAAUUGGACACUCCGAUUGUGACCUGACUCUCCGUGGACUCCACACAGACAGUGUUCAUUGUUCCAUAUUAAAUGACAGUGGUCACCUACAGCUACAUCCCAAGAUAAACACAGAUACAUAUGUCAAUGGCAAAUUAGUCACCUCUCCUCAAAAACUGCAUCACAAUGACCGGCUUGUACUAGCUGGUAUUUACUACUUCCGGAUGAAUAGCAGCAAAGAUUCCAGCCUGCAGACCUCAAAGAAUAUGGACUUUUACUUUACAAAAGAGGAACUUUUAAAGGAACAAGAAAAGAGGUUGCAGAGAGAAGCAGAGAUGGUUAUUGCUUCAAGUAAAGCUGAAAUGGAGCAAGAAAUGUGCCAUCAGCGAGACAGACUGAUGAAUGACAUACAGGAAGCAAGGAAUCAGCUGAUGAACAAGCAGCAACUAGUGUGUGAGCUUGAAGGAACACAGUGGAAACUGGAGGCAGAAAAACGCCUCCUGGAGGAGCAGAUCUUGAGGGACAGAAAAAAUUCUCAACCCCUUGACCUCUCUCUUCAGUCUACAACAUUACUACAUUCAAAUAUCCUACAAGAGGUUGAAGCAAUCUUCAAUGAAUCAGUCCAAGAAGUGAGAAAAGAGACCACCAAUGUCACCCUUCCAAUACUCAGUUUGAGAAUAAAAGAAGCCAAUCAGAUCUGUAAGAAACUAAAAAAGCCAUAUGAAUUCAUGAUGCAAGAAAUAUUAAAUGAAACAGGCCUGGAAGUUGUGGUACUUAUGAAGGAUUUACCACAUCAGAUGACAGCCACACUCACCAGAGCAGCUUUCAAAAAGAAAUUGCAAGUUCUGCGUGACAUUAUCCAGGGUGAGGAAUAUGAAGAUGAAAUGUUUGAAACCAGCUUGCAAUGGGAGCGCACUGAAGAUUUAAGCUGUGUGCCUGGAUUUGUGAACAAAUUACUAGAAUGUCCUUCUCUCCACACGUUAAAUACCUCUCUGAAUUGUUCCAUUAGUGCACCAUCAUCCAUUCUUCCACGCUUAAACACCAGCAGGAGAAAUAACAUGUUACUUGGUGUAGAACAUUCAAAUAUUGCAAGUAAUUCAGAGAUGACUGCUUGUAAAGGUUCUGUGACAGUAGCAGCUACAGUCCACUGGGCCCUGGCCAGCUUGCCUACUGCUGACCCCUUAACUCCUCCUCUCACCACUGCUUUAAAUGCUGUUGCUGAUUUGUAUGGAGUUACAGUACACAUUAGAGACCACAUAACAGAGCCAGGUCACACACUGGCAGAUGGUGAUCUCAGCAGGAAGCUCAUUCAUUUGUAUCACUCAAGCCAAACUGCAGUUAGCAGUCUCUUGGCUGUAGUCAGCAAUGAGAAUACGACAGACUGCAAAGAAGGUGUACAGUUGCAGGAUAAGCUGCGGCGAGCAGCACCCAAGAUCACUAAUUGUGCAUCUAGAAUCUUCCAGGGUGUAAAGAAUGAAGUGGAUAGUCUGGUGGAAGAAGAGUGUGGCACACUGACAUCAUUGGCACAGACCCUUGUAGCUGAUAUUGCAAAAUUGGCUCUCUUGGCUCCAUUACCAGUACCAACUUUCACUAAAUUAAUACCAGGAGGAGUUUUAUUCAAGAAGUUCACAGAUGGAUUAAGAAAUGGACUUGAUUGGUUGGUGAUCAAUUCUGGUAAAACUGCAAGUAAGACCACAGUCCUCUUGGCAGCUCCCACCUGCAAAGAAGUUGACAGAUCUGAAAGCUGUGAUGCCCUCUCACUUGCUUGUCAGUCUGCAACAUCUGCCAUCUCUGCAUUUCUGAAAAAAUUUGCACAACUCAAUGCCACCUUGAAUUAUGACCAAAGCCUUCCUGAAGACGAGCAGACACGCAAAAUUAUUCUUUGGGUAAAUCGUGUAGAAUCGGCUGCAGACACUAUUACUCAACUAACAGUAGCAGUCUUAGCAGUUAUGAAUCAUAUUACAUUAUCCCAACAAGGGAAACUUAGUUUGGAAGAUUUUAAGAAUGUUGUGGAAGACCUACUGACAAGAUUGCAGUAUCUUAUGCAUUUUGCUGGUGUUAGCCCAACACCUAUAGAUGAUAUAGAGGACUGCUCAUUCUCCUCAAAUUCUGACUUAGAAAAUAGUAGAGAGUUUAUGGAUAACUUACAUACUGUGGCCUGGCGAUCUGUUCAAGCUGUUGAAAAUAUACAGAAUAUUUUAAAUACCUCAAACAAUUCUUCAGAGUCAAAAUCAUCAACAAGUCAUGUCAUUAAAUACAAUAAAAAACAUCUAACUCAAUGGCCAAGAAAUAGUCAAGAAUACCAAAAACUCUUACAAAAAUUAGCAGAACAGAAACAGUCUCAGAUGAAAAGUUCAUUACGUUCUUCUACAGGUGUUCCCAGUGAAGAAAAGAGAGUUAGGUUUGAUGUUAGCUGCACUUCAUCAUCAUCAUCAGUCAGUUGUGUGGAAGAAAUAGAUAUUUAAAAUAUAUUGGUUAUUGUACAGUAAAUAUUGAAUGUUUGGUAUUAGCUCUACUUCAUAAUCAUCAGUCAUUUAUUUUGAAGAAAUAGAUAGUGUAAAUGUUUAUUGAAAAUAAUUAUUUUUAGCUCAAUCACUUUUUUAACAAAGACCUCUUCUUAACACCCUAAUUUUUAACAGACCUUGUUAACACCCUGGUGUUGGCAUAUUGUUGUCUAAUUGUUUUGUCUUUAGCUCAGUUGCUUUACACAGAGGAGUAUUAGCAUCUGCUCAUGGUACUCUUACCAGUGAUUAUAAAAAAAAAUUUCACUCUACAUCAUGAUAAUAUCACAUAUUUUGGGAAAAAAUAGAUACUGUAGAUAUUUGAUAAAUAUAUAUUUUUUAGGAAAAAAAUCAGUUUUAUAGCAUGAUCACAUUUAAAAAAUAAAUAAAUAAAUUAUAAAUACUGUACGUACUUACUUAUGAGUCUCCACACUAGCUUGCAUUUGCCCAGACAUGUUUACACAAUGCCUCUGUAUCCACACCUGCAUAUACUAAAAUCAUAUGCCCAUUCCACAUACAGUACAUGCUACUUACAUGAAAUGUAUAUACAGAACUGUACUACCAUUCACAGCCACCCUUGCUUACAUUAUUUCAAUAAAAUCAUUAAUUAUAAUAUUUACAGGUUUUAGUGCCAUUAUUAGUGAAUUCACAAAACUUAUACAUAGGAAUAAACAGUGAAGUAGUUUCUUACAAUCAGUAUUCCCUAUGUUGUAAUUUAUGAUUGCAUUGCAGGUGCAAAAGGUAUGCUAUAUAAUUGUCCAUUUUGUUAAUGUUAAUUUGCUUAAGCCAUCUCUACUUGUAUGAUGGCGUGUCCAUAUUGAGGUUGAUUAAUUGUGUGGGUGGGUCUCAGUAUAACAGAUUUUACCACUUUAACCCCCUUCACUAAGGGGAUGCUACUUUUAAUGUUUCAUUUGUCUAAUGCCAGACAAUUUUAUUCUGCUCUGAGGGGAACCCAUACACAAAGGAUUAGUAGACUGCUUCCACUAACCCUUUGACUAUGGGGACACCACUUUUAAUACUUUAUUUGGCUAAUGCCAGACGAUUUUAUUCAUCUCGGAGGGAAGCCUGUACACAACAGGUUAAGAAUUCCAGACUGUUAGGCCUGGCAUCAAAAUUGGGAGUCUAAAUACUAAUUGUAAAUGAUGGAGUCCCUUCCUCAACUUUUUUUUAUAUAUAUAUAAUAAAACAAAAUUACCACUUAAUGCAAUACAUUUUACAGUAUAGAAUGGGUCCAUAAUUAUUUUAAUGAUAUCCAAACAUAUUAAACAUAAGAAUAAAUUAUCAGGAAAUUUUCUGUUGAUUACUAGUAUUUAAUUAGUCAUUCUCCCUCUAUGAAUGUUAUUUCCAGUUCAAUAAGUUAAUAGAGUAAAUAAUACAUGACUGCAAAAAAAAUUUUUGUUCAGAUUGUAGAAAAAAGUUUUGGUACUUUUCAAUAUACUGUACUGUACUGCCAAUAAUGUAUAGUUAUGAUCUCUUAAGUUGAUUAAGCUCCAUGAAAUAUGAAUGCAAACAAAAUAUGAAUAGAAGAGGCCUAGAGGCUUAUUACCAUUAUCAGUCUAGAUAAUCAUUGUGGUUUAUGGAACUGUAUUAAAGUCCAGUCUAUUGUAUAAUAAAAUGCAUUUUAAUAA
Messenger RNA from Homarus americanus (American lobster), 6772 nucleotides. Its product is annotated as kinesin-like protein KIF14. The record is from RefSeq and is a predicted model, not a curated record. NCBI's taxonomy places the organism in Eukaryota, Metazoa, Arthropoda, Malacostraca, Decapoda, Nephropidae. The coding region runs from base 132 to 5108 and encodes 1658 amino acids. Gene Ontology annotation, cellular component: microtubule; kinesin complex. Gene Ontology annotation, molecular function: microtubule motor activity; ATP hydrolysis activity; ATP binding. Gene Ontology annotation, biological process: microtubule-based movement. The transcript has 30 exons.